GGCAUUAAAACUCAUAAUUGUUCUUCAUUUUCAAUCUUUUUUUUCCUUCUUCCUUUUUUUGUCAUUCCUCUAAGCAAUAGCCAUGGCACGAAGCUUUUCAAGAAAGAUUGCCAAAAAUAUGGUAUGCAAAAGUGCGAGGAAUGUCCUAUCCUACAACAUCUGGAAAAAUCGUUAUGUCCUAACUCCUUCAAAUCUUCUCACAGCACAGCUUACGGUUAUUUCCUUAUCCUCAAAAUUCAUAGAUCUUUGGCUCUACAAGCUUGGACAAACCAGCGUAGUUUCCCAGAUCGUGGCAGGUAUUUUACUAGGGCCAUCGUUAUUAGGACAAUACGAGGAACUGGCACGAGUCUUGUUUCCUCGAGAAAGCAGAAGUACACUAUCAACAAUAGCAGCAUUUGGUAAUAUGUUCUACCAUUUCUUGAAUGCAGUAAAGACAGAUCCUGUAAUGGUUUUAAGACCAGGACGAGUGGCAAUGUUCAUAGCUUCAAGUGCCUUCUCCAUUACAUUGGUUUCAAGCCUCUUCUUGUCUUUAAUCUUGAAGAGAAAUGUCAAAAUGAACGCCAAACUCCAUAACUCUCUUUCAAUAAUAGCCAUGAGUCAAGCUUUUACGGGUAUUUCUGUCGUUUCUUACCUCGUAACUGAGUUAAAGCUCCAGAACACAGACGUUGGUCGGUUAUCCCUCGCUACUGCAGUAGUCACCGAUCUGUUGAACACCAUAAUGGUAACAGUUUCGUUCUUCACCGGAGAAAGGAUGAUGAGCGGUCAACUAAUAAUAAUGUGGGCAGUUUUAACAACUUUUGCAGUAGUUUCUGUUGUUUUCUUCGUCUUCAGGCCAAUUAUAUUAGCAAUGAUAAGCUACAUGCCAGCAGGUAAACCUGUGGAUCAGAAGUAUAUCUUUCUCAUAAUAAUUCUAACUCUUGUACUUGCAUUUGUAAGUGAGGCUAUUGGGCAGCAUUACGUUUUCGGACCAGCACUUCUCGGCCUGAUUGUGCCUGAUGGACCUCCUUUAGGGGCAUGUCUGGUGUCGAGACUAGACACUUUCAUAUUGGGGUUUCUCUACCCAACAUACCUCGCCAUUAGCGGUCUGCAGACCAAUGUGUUUGAUAUAAAUCCACAGGACUUGUGGAUUGUUGGGAUAGUCGUUAUCUUUGGUAUCACAGUUAAAACAGUAACAGUAGUGGUGACAGGAAAGCUUAUGAAUUUGUCCACAAAAGAGGCUUUCGUGCUUGCCAUGGUUUUGAAUUCCAAAGGCAUCCUAGAACUCACUGUUUACAACUUCUGGAAGGACAACAAGAUUUUAGAUGGUGAAGAGUUCAGUGUGUGUGUAUUAUCACUUGUAUUAACAACAGCAAUUAUAACUCCAUUGAUAAGAUACCUCUGUGAUCCUUCCAAGCAAUUCCAACCAUUUAGGAGAAACACUAUCCAGCAUUCUAAACCGAACUCUGAACUAAAAAUUCUAGUUUGCAUCCACAAAGCUGAGAAUGUUCCAACCAUUUUCAACCUUCUAGAAAUAUCCCACGCCACCCUAGAGAGCCCUAUAGCAGUCAUUUCCUUGGUCCUCGUCGAGCUCAUUGGUCGAUACACUCCCGUUCUAAUAUCCAACGACCACUACAAAUCCCCACACAAUCAGACAUCUACUGCAACAAGGAUUGCAAAUGCCUUAAGACAGUAUGAGCAAAACAAUCAAGGUUGCACCACUGUACAAUCAUUCACUUCAAUCUCCCUGUUCGAAACAAUGCAUGACGAUAUUUUUCGAGUGGCGACAGACACGAGAGUCACCAUCGUGAUCAUGCCAUACCACAGGCAAUGGGCCAUCGAUGGUGAUGUCGAUUCUUCUAAUGCUUCUAUCAGACGAUUGAACAAAACAGUCCUGGAUAAGGCUCCAUGUUCUGUUGGAAUCCUCAUAGACCGAGGAAUUCUAAGAGGAUCAGCGAAUGUUAAGGCUAAUAAAUCCAAGUUGAAUGUUGCUAUAAUCUUCGUCAGUGGUCCAGACGAUGAAGAGGCAUUAGCUUAUGGAGCUAGAAUGGCAAAGAAUGAUAAUGUGAUCUUGACAGUCAUUCAGUACGUUCUCUUUGGAAGUGAAAACUGUCUAGAAAGGAAAAGGAACAGUGAUCUAAUCCAUCACUAUAAGCAAGCUAACAUGCGAAAUGAGCGAUUUCUAUUUCUUGAAGAGGUGGUGAAAGAUGGAGUGGGCUUAUCUCAAUGCAUAGGGAAGAUAGAUAAUUUCUUCGAUUUAAUUUUAGUGGGGAGGUAUCAUCGGCAGUCUCCAUUGUUUGAGGGUCUUGAAGCCUGGAGUGAGUGCCCCGAGCUAGGGGUCGUCGGUGACAUGCUUGCUUCACCGGAUUUCAAGACUACCGCGUCGGUGUUAGUAGUGCAACAACAAAAAAUAAGAUCGACUACAAAGAAGAAACCUUCCAAUCUCGUUGUCCCACUGCAUACGGUUAAGGAAGGUGGGAGUCUUAUUUAGAUUUGUUAAUGGGUUGGAUACAUAUUCGAA
Messenger RNA from Manihot esculenta (cassava), 2497 nucleotides. Its product is annotated as cation/H(+) antiporter 15. Gene Ontology annotation, biological process: regulation of pH; proton transmembrane transport. Gene Ontology annotation, molecular function: antiporter activity. NCBI's taxonomy places the organism in Eukaryota, Viridiplantae, Streptophyta, Magnoliopsida, Malpighiales, Euphorbiaceae. Gene Ontology annotation, cellular component: membrane; endomembrane system. The coding region runs from base 83 to 2467 and encodes 794 amino acids. The transcript is spliced from 3 exons. The record is from RefSeq and is a predicted model, not a curated record.